UUAAAUGCUGUCAUUGCUCUAGGUGGCAUUCUUCCUCCAGAAGAAGUGAAGGAGAGAUUUGACAGCAACUGUAUCACCCCAGGAACUGAGUUUAUGGACAACCUUGCCAAAUGUCUGCGCUACUACAUCGCUGACCGCUUGAACAGUGACCCGGGGUGGAAGAAUUUGACAGUUAUUUUAUCUGAUGCUAGUGCUCCUGGUGAAGGUGAACAUAAAAUCAUGGAUUACAUUAGAAGACAAAGAGCUCAACCAAACCAUGACCCAAACACUCAUCACUGUCUGUGUGGGGCUGAUGCUGAUCUGAUUAUGCUUGGGUUAGCCACACAUGAACCCAACUUCACCAUAAUUAGGGAAGAGUUUAAACCAAAUAAGCCCAAGCCCUGUGCUCUUUGUAACCAGAUGGGACACGAGGUUAAGGAUUGCCAGGGUUUGCCCAGGGAGAAACAAGGCAAGCAUGACCAGUUUGCAGACAGUCUCCCUGUUGCUGAGCAGGAGUUUAUCUUCAUCCGAUUAUGUGUUCUGCGAGAGUAUUUGGAGAGAGAACUCACUAUGGCCAGUUUGCCCUUCACUUUUGAUUUUGAAAGAAGUGUUGACGACUGGGUCUUCAUGUGCUUCUUUGUGGGAAAUGACUUUCUUCCUCAUUUGCCAUCUUUGGAGAUCAGGGAGGGAGCAAUUGAUCGCUUGGUUAACAUAUACAAAAACGUGGUGCACAAAACCGGGGGUUACCUCACAGAAAGUGGUUUUGUCAACCUGCAGCGGGUCCAGAUGAUCAUGUUAGCUGUGGGAGAGGUUGAAGACAGUAUUUUCAAAAAGAGAAAAGAUGAUGAUGAUAACUUUAAAAGGCGGCAAAAAGAAAAAAGAAAAAGGAUGAAGAGGGAUCAGCCUUCUUUUAUCCCCGGUGGACAGUUUUCCCCUCAAGCUCUGGGAAAUCGAUCUAGUCCUCAGGCAAUCAGUAACCCCAGACAAGCUGCCUUUGAGAUGAGAAUGCAUGACAGACAGAGCUCGACAACUUCAUCAUCUCCAAACACCAGCCUCAAUUCCGACAGCAGCCCCUCCCCGGCAGGCGGAAUUAAGCGAAAAGCUGAGGACAGUGACAGUGAACCUGAGCCAGAGGAUAAUAUCAGGCUGUGGGAGACGGGCUGGAAACAGCGCUACUACAAAAACAAAUUUGAUGUUGAUGCCUCUGAUGAGAAAUUCCGUCGUAAAGUUGUGCAGUCCUACGUGGAAGGGCUUUGCUGGGUCCUCAGAUACUAUUAUCAGGGCUGUGCCUCCUGGAACUGGUACUACCCCUUCCACUACGCUCCCUUCGCUUCUGACUUCGAGGGCAUUGCAGACAUGCCUUCAGACUUUGAGAAGGGCUCCAGGCCGUUUAAGCCUCUUGAGCAGCUUAUGGGAGUGUUUCCAGCAGCGAGUGGGAACUUUCUGCCGCCCACGUGGAGGAAGCUGAUGACAGACCCGGAAUCAAGCAUAAUAGACUUCUACCCUGAAGAUUUUGCUAUUGAUUUAAAUGGGAAGAAAUACGCUUGGCAAGGUGUUGCAUUACUGCCAUUUGUUGAUGAGCGACGCCUCAGAGCUGCCCUGGAAGAAGUCUACCCUGACCUCACUCCUGAAGAAAGCAGAAGGAACAGCCUUGGUGGUGAUGUUCUCUUUGUUGGAAAACACCAUCCCCUCUGUGACUUCAUUGUAGAACAGUACAAGACCAAAAACACAGAGCCAGUGGACAUGCCCCCUGAGCUGUGCCACGGGAUCCAGGGCAAGCUGACGCUGAAUGACAACGCUGUUCUUCCAGACCAGGCAGUGGAGUCUCCUGUUCCAAUGCUGCGUGACCUCAUCCAAAAUUCUGCAGUCAGUAUCUCUUUCAAAGACCCACAGUUUGCUGAAGACUUUGUUUUCAAGGCUGUAGUGCUACCUGGUGCAAAGAAACCAGCUCCAGUUCUGAAGCCAGGAGACUGGGAGAAAACCAACAACGAUGGGAGGCCGUGGAGGCCACAGCUGGGAUUUAACCGAGACAGGAAACCCGUCCACUUGGACCAGUCAGCCUUCAGGACUCUGGGCCACACGAUGCCAAGGGAGAGGGGGAUGCCAGGGAUGUACCCCAACGCCGUGCCCCUGGGCGCCUACGCCAGCCCCUACGCCAGGCCCCUGCUGGGCAGCCAGCAGCAGAUCCCAAAGCUCCUGUCAAAUCUCAGACCCCAGGAGUCUUGGCGAGGUCCUACACCAUUGUUUCAACAAACCCCACAGAGGUAA
This is a messenger RNA of Merops nubicus (carmine bee-eater), 2247 nucleotides long. It is a transcript of the gene XRN2, whose product is annotated as 5'-3' exoribonuclease 2. The record is from RefSeq and is a predicted model, not a curated record. Gene Ontology annotation, biological process: nuclear-transcribed mRNA catabolic process. Gene Ontology annotation, cellular component: nucleus. Gene Ontology annotation, molecular function: RNA binding; 5'-3' RNA exonuclease activity. The annotation marks the transcript as partial. The transcript has 24 exons. Lineage: Eukaryota; Metazoa; Chordata; Aves; Coraciiformes; Meropidae.